Messenger RNA from Sturnus vulgaris (Common starling), 2451 nucleotides. Its product is annotated as gamma-aminobutyric acid type A receptor subunit epsilon. The record is from RefSeq and is a predicted model, not a curated record. Gene Ontology annotation, cellular component: membrane. NCBI's taxonomy places the organism in Eukaryota, Metazoa, Chordata, Aves, Passeriformes, Sturnidae. Gene Ontology annotation, molecular function: extracellular ligand-gated monoatomic ion channel activity; GABA-A receptor activity. Gene Ontology annotation, biological process: monoatomic ion transmembrane transport; chloride transport; gamma-aminobutyric acid signaling pathway.
GCAGAGAUGCCCCGCACGGUGCUGCUGCUCUGCCUGGCCCUCGGGCCGGUCCUGCGCGCCAGGUGUGAGAGCACAGAGGAAUAUGAUUACGAUUACCUCAGCAUCAAUAAAACCUGGGUCCUCACCCCCAAGGCACAGGAGACUGAUGCCACACAGAUCCUCAACUCGCUGCUCAAGAACUAUGACAACAAGCUGAGGCCUGACAUUGGCAUCAAGCCCACGUUCAUUGAUGUGGAUAUCUACGUGAACAGCAUCGGGCCCGUGUCUGUCAUCCAGAUGGAAUACACCAUUGACAUCUUCUUUGCCCAGACGUGGUACGACCGGCGCCUGCGGUUCAACAGCACCUUGAAGGCGCUGACACUGAACACCAACAUGGUGAGCCGCAUCUGGAUCCCUGACACCUUCUUUAGGAACUCCAAACGGGCUGAUUCCCACUGGAUAACCACUCCCAAUCAGCUCCUCCGCAUCUGGAAUGAUGGAAAAGUGCUCUACACUCUCAGGCUGACAAUCGAGGCUGAAUGUCUGCUCCAGCUGCAGAAUUUCCCAAUGGACACUCACUCCUGCCCUUUGGUUUUUUCCAGUUAUGGAUACCCCCGCGAGGAGAUCGUCUAUCGCUGGAGACGCUACUCCAUCGAGGUCUCUGACCAGCGCACCUGGAGGCUCUACCAGUUCGACUUCACAGGGCUGAGGAACACCUCAGAGGUCCUCAGGACUGGGGCAGGGGAGUACAUGGUGAUGACAGUUUCUUUUGACCUAAGCAGACGUAUGGGUUACUUUGCCAUUCAGACCUACAUUCCCUGCAUCCUGACUGUUGUUCUUUCCUGGGUUUCCUUCUGGAUCAAGAGAGACUCUACGCCAGCCAGGACAUCUCUGGGUAUCACGACUGUGCUCACCAUGACCACCCUGAGCACCAUCUCCCGCAAGCACCUCCCUCGUGUUUCCUACAUCACAGCCAUGGACCUCUUUGUCUCUGUGUGCUUCAUCUUCGUCUUUGCUGCUCUCAUGGAGUAUGCCACGCUCAACUACCUGGUGGGAAACAAGAAACCACUGGAGCACAGCCACAGGAAAGCCAGGCUGCCACCUGCCGGUGCACAGGUGAUGCCAACCUUCACCGCCAUCAACAUCAACCACAUCAUGCACUGGCCCCCGGAGAUGGAGGAGGAUGAGGAUGACGACCCAGGCUCCCCGUGCCUGGAGGGGAAGGAGUGUGAGAGGUUCUUCUGCUGCAUCGAGGACUGUCAGACGGGGAUGUGGCGGGAGGGGCGGGUCCGCAUCCACAUAUCCCGCCUGGACUCCUACUCCCGCGUCUUCUUCCCCACCGCCUUCCUGCUCUUCAACAUCGUCUACUGGAUUGCCUAUCUCUAUCUCUAGCCCUUCUUCGGCCUCAGCUGGAAUGGACUGGGCACCAGCAAGAGGGGCUUCUCGAGGAGCGUAGAGCACAGCGUCUCCCCUGUUGUAGUCAGCUGUCAGUCUGAACGACCCGACCUGGUGAUUCCCUCUUCCUGCUCUCUCAUCUCUUCUGAGAAGAACCAAACAGCUUUUUUUUAGCCUUCUAACAUAUCUUUUUAGAGAAUCUACCCUUCCCCGGACAACCCUCUCUCCAACACCACCAGCACUGUACUCCUUGUAAGAUUACCCAAAAACAUCCUAUUCCCGUCUCAAGCAUUAGGGAUUUUGUCAAAAAACAAAAGCCUUAAUGCAUUUCAUUUUUCCAUCCAACCCUACUAUGAGAUUUCAAGAUAAGUGAUGGCAAAUGGAGUUUUCUGCACAGUUAAUAAGACUGCAAAGGAAGUAAAAUACAUCUUGCUACUUCUGCAUCACUUCCACCAGGACAGACUUUGUGGGGUGCUAGAAGCUCGGAAAGGUCAGAAGGAAAUAGCGUGGAAAAGGACAGCAGUGAAGCUUUCCCACAGUAGCUGGGCUUGGCUGAAACGUUUUGGGCCUGCCCAGACAUCUGAUGGUGGCACUGAGGAGGAUGGAGCUGCUGCAAGCCUCCCCCAGCUCCCCACAGAGUAUCUAUGAAGCAUUCCUCCCGGAUCACUCCAGGACAGCCACCCACUGAGGCACUGCUGAUUCCCAUCAGACGGUGAUGAAAAGCACUUCACAAGCCGGAAAGUUGCUCCACCUGCCUUGGAGCAGACUCUUCAUCGCCCAGGGUGACAUUUCUGCUGUGUGACCAGGACUCAGAGCAGGCUCUGCAGUUGGGCAUAGCCAAAAGAGGGAGGAAAUGUUUGUGAGAAAGGCCAGAAGAAGAUUCCUGAGCCUGUAGUGAGGUAGUUUUCUUCAGUUUGUGUCACAUGGGCUGUGAAUCACAGAGGGGCAGUGCUGUCCCAUGUGGUGACACUCAUUGAUGCCAUCAGAUCUGUGCUGGGUGGUUGGUGCCAACGUGAGGAAGGGGUAUAGGAAAGGGAACACACAGCCACCAGUGCAUUCCUGCAGCUCAGAUGUGUU